UUUUUUUUUUCUUUCACCCAACAAAACAAAACAGAUCUUCCUCUCCCUGCCCAAGCUCCUCAGAAGGUCUCUUCUCUCUUUCUUUCGUUUCUAGGGUUUUGAUAAGAAGGGGAGAAAAGAAAAGAUGUUCGGGCGAGGACCCCCGAAGAAGAGCGACAACACCAAGUUCUACGAGAUCUUAGGUGUCCCCAAGACCGCAUCUCCCGAAGAUCUCAAGAAGGCUUACAAGAAAGCAGCCAUCAAGAACCAUCCCGACAAGGGUGGAGAUCCCGAGAAGUUCAAAGAGCUAGCUCAGGCUUAUGAAGUUCUCAGUGACCCUGAGAAGCGGGAGAUUUAUGAUGAGUACGGAGAGGACGCUCUCAAGGAAGGAAUGGGUGGUGGAGGAGGUGGAGGACAUGAUCCAUUUGACAUCUUCUCAUCCUUCUUUGGCGGGAGUCCCUUUGGAGGUGGAGGUAGCAGCCGGGGAAGGAGGCAGAGGCGUGGCGAAGAUGUUGUUCACCCACUCAAGGUCUCCCUUGAGGAUCUCUAUCUUGGAACUACCAAGAAGCUCUCUCUUUCUAGGAAUGCUCUCUGCUCUAAGUGUAACGGAAAGGGUUCGAAAUCAGGAGCCUCCAUGAAAUGUGGUGGGUGUCAGGGUACAGGUAUGAAGGUGACAAUGAGGCAGCUUGGACCUGGAAUGAUCCAGCAGAUGCAGCACGCUUGUAACGAGUGCAAAGGCACGGGUGAGACCAUCAACGAUCGGGACAGGUGUCCACAAUGCAAAGGAGACAAGGUCGUCCCCGAGAAGAAGGUGCUUGAAGUGAACGUGGAGAAAGGAAUGCUACACAGUCAGAAGAUCACUUUCGAAGGACAAGCUGAUGAAGCGCCUGACACUGUCACUGGGGAUAUAGUCUUCGUCAUUCAGCAGAAAGAGCAUCCAAAGUUCAAAAGAAAGGGAGAAGACCUCUUUGUUGAGCACACACUUUCUCUCACCGAAGCUCUUUGUGGCUUUUCAUUCGUCCUUACCCACUUGGAUGGCAGAAACCUUCUCAUCAAAUCUAAUCCCGGGGAGGUCGUGAAACCUGAUUCAUACAAGGCCAUUAGCGAUGAGGGAAUGCCGAUAUACCAGAGGCCAUUCAUGAAGGGUAAGCUCUACAUCCACUUCACCGUGGAGUUCCCGGACUCGCUGAGCCCUGACCAGACCAAAGCGCUUGAAUCUGUUCUGCCUAAGCCUUCGACUACUCAGCUGAGCGACAUGGAGAUCGAUGAGUGCGAGGAAACUACGCUACACGAUGUCAACAUCGAAGAUGAGAUGAGAAGGAAAGCGCAAGCUCAAAGGGAGGCUUAUGAUGAUGAAGACGACGAUGAUGACCAUCCUGGAGGCGCGCAAAGGGUGCAAUGUGCUCAGCAGUAACCUUAGAGAGAGAGAGACUUUGGUCACAUGGUUUUUGGUUCCUUUUCUUAUUUUCAGCGUAUUAGAGUCUUAUGGAGUUUGGUAUGGUUUAAGACUUCGCCCACUUCGGUGCAAAACCUACUUCGUUCUCAUAAACUGAUUCCGUGUUACAAUUUUGUAUUUUCCAUUUUAAAUUUGUAGUAAUCUCAAUAUAUUGAAGAAGUAUUUUGUGUCUUUA
Messenger RNA from Raphanus sativus (radish), 1610 nucleotides. RefSeq names its product chaperone protein dnaJ 3. Gene Ontology annotation, biological process: response to heat; protein refolding. Lineage: Eukaryota; Viridiplantae; Streptophyta; Magnoliopsida; Brassicales; Brassicaceae. Gene Ontology annotation, cellular component: cytosol; cytoplasm. The record is from RefSeq and is a predicted model, not a curated record. Gene Ontology annotation, molecular function: ATP binding; Hsp70 protein binding. The transcript is spliced from 5 exons. Bases 125 to 1393 code for a protein of 422 amino acids.